Messenger RNA from Penicillium odoratum, 1713 nucleotides. RefSeq names its product MDR family MFS transporter. The transcript has 6 exons. The coding region runs from base 1 to 1713 and encodes 570 amino acids. Gene Ontology annotation, molecular function: transmembrane transporter activity. Lineage: Eukaryota; Fungi; Ascomycota; Eurotiomycetes; Eurotiales; Aspergillaceae. Gene Ontology annotation, biological process: transmembrane transport. The record is from RefSeq and is a predicted model, not a curated record.
AUGUCCGAGACGAGAUCUUCUACUUUGGAUAGGCCUCCUGUAGAUUUAUCCGAAACUUGGCAGAACCAUUCGCUAGAAAAGCAAGAGGGCGCCGAGAUCAGUACCUCUAGUGAUGGAGAGCCCAAGCGACAAUAUCCUUCGGACCUUGCGGUUACGCUUAUCCUGAUAUCAGUCACUCUGGCCUAUUUCCUAUUCUUCCUUGACCUUGCCGUCAUUUCCACCGCCACCCCGGCCAUUACUUCUCAAUUUGACUCCUUGGUAGACGUCGGUUGGUAUGGCGGCGCCUACCAGCUGGGAAGCGCAGCAUUUCAGCCCUUGAGCGGCAAAAUCUAUACUCGGUUCUCUAUCAAGUGGACCUUUCUUGUCUUCUUCGUAAUCUUCGAAGUCGGAUCUGCCAUAUGCGGAGCAGCUCAUUCAUCGGCCAUGUUCAUCAUCGGCCGCGUUAUCGCGGGUAUUGGGUCUGCUGGAGUGGCCAAUGGCGCGGUGACAAGCAUUUCCGCCGUUCUUCCAACGCAGAGACAGGCACUUUUCAUGGGACUCAACAUGGGAAUGGGCCAGGUGGGCCUUGCGACGGGGCCCAUCAUCGGAGGCGCGUUCACCACGAAUGUGUCCUGGCGAUGGUGUUUCUAUAUCAACCUCCCUUUGGGCGCUACUGUCGGUGGAUUCCUUCUCUUUAACUCAAUCCCAGAACCGAAACAGAAGGACCCGCCUCUGCAGAUUCUGACCUCUGCCAUAAAGGAGCUAGAUCUUCCUGGAUUCAUGCUUGUUUGCCCCGCGGUCGUCAUGUUCCUCUUGGGCCUCCAGUUUGGUGGUAAUCAAUAUGCUUGGGACAGUGCAGUUGUCAUAGGCUUGCUAGUCGGUGCUACUGCUACCUUUGCUGUCUUCCUUUUCUGGGAGUGGCAUCAAGGGGACAAUGCCAUGGUGCCACUUGCCAUGCUUAAACACCAAGUUAUUUGGUCGGCCGCAAUGACGAUGUUCUUCAGCUUGUCCAGUGUUCUUGUGGCUGAUUUCUACAUUGCGAUUUAUUUCCAAGCAAUCCACGAUGACACGCCCCUGAUGAGUGGUGUUCAAAUGCUCCCAGUUACCCUCGGUAUCGUUCUGUUUACCAUGGUCUCAGGCACCCUGAUUUCCAUUCUGGGCUACUAUCUCCCAUUCCUUCUUGCCGGGGGUGCGAUACUAUCAAUUGGCUACGGGCUCUUAUCGACAUUGAGUCCUACGACUCCAACUGCAAAAUGGAUUGGGUACCAAGUUCUCUACGGUGUCGGAAGCGGUUGCACAACUGCAGCACCCUACAUCGCUAUACAAAGCCUCGUAGCCCCGGAGCAGAUUCCCCUUGCCAUGGGCAUCAUCAUCUUCUGGCAAAACAUUGGCGCUGCCACUUCUCUGAUCGCUGCAAACGCCAUCUUUAGUAACAGCCUUCGUUCAGAGCUUCAUAACCGCACUGCGCAAAUUAGCGUUUCUCCGGACACUAUCAUCAAUGCCGGGGUCCGCUCUAUACGUAACCUGGUGUCUGGCUCCGAAUUAACCGCCGUGCUUGCCGCCUACGCCAAAAGCUUCGACAAGGUCAUGUACCUCGGUAUUGCUGUCAGCAUUGCCGUCCUGGUUUUUUCUCCAGGACUUGGAUGGAAGGACAUACGGAAGGUCAAGGCGCUUCAGGUCAUCACUGACAAGCUUUCUAGCAGCGGUGAUAAAGAUUCUGAUGUGAUUGGUUAA